GUUAGCCAACACUUGAAGCAAAAAGUACACAAUUCAUUCUUAAUUCGCAUUUUAUUUGUUUUAUUGUAAAACUUAAGCAUUAUGUCGGCUGAUGUGCGUGAUAUUUUGGACAUUGAGCGUGCAAAUACGCCAGAAGUUACUAGGGACUCGUUCCUCGCCACAAAGAAGCGCAAUUUCGAGCGCACAAAACAUGCCUCAAGGCGUCCUGAGGGAAUGCAUCGCGAGGUUUUCGCGCUGCUUUACACAGACAAGAAGGAUGCACCACCAUUGCUACCAACGGACACGGCACUGGGCAUCGGUGCUGGCUACAAACAGAACAAGGCUCGGCUGGGCAUGAAAAAGGUGCGCAAAUGGGAAUGGGCGCCGUUUUCAAAUCCGGCGCGCAACGAUGCCGCCGUAUUUCAUCAUUGGAAGCGUGUCAGCGAUGAUUCCACGGACUAUCCAUUUGCCAAGUUCAAUAAACAACUGGAGAUACCCAGCUACACAAUGACAGAGUACAAUGCACAUCUGCGCAAUAAUAUACAAAACUGGAGCAAGGUGCAAACAGAUCAUUUAUUUGAUCUAGCCAGACGCUUCGAUCUGCGCUUCAUUGUCAUGGCGGAUCGCUGGAAUCGCCAACAACAUGGCACCAAAUCCGUGGAAGAGCUCAAGGAACGUUACUAUGAAGUGAUUGCAUUGCUUGCCAAGGCCAAGAAUCAGUCAAAUGAGAAGAAAACCUUUGUCUACGACGCAGAACACGAGCGUCGACGCAAGGAGCAGCUGGAGAAGCUUUUCAAGCGCACCACACAGCAAGUGGAGGAGGAGCAAAUGCUAAUAAAUGAAAUGAAAAAGAUUGAGGCACGCAAAAAGGAGCGUGAACGCAAGACGCAAGAUCUACAGAAACUAAUCUCUCAGGCGGAUCAACAAAACGAGCACACUGCAAAUACGCCGAGCACACGCAAAUACGAAAAGAAACUGCAUAAAAAGAAGGUGCAUCAUCAGCCGCGUCCCUCCAAGGUGGACUCUGUGGUGAAUGCCAUUGAAAUAGGCAGCAGCGGCAUCAAGUUUGCUGAUCUUCGUGGCUCUGGAGUUUCGUUGCGCUCGCAAAAAAUGAAAUUGCCAGCGAAUAUAGGACAACGCAAGGUGAAAGCGCUGGAGCAGGCCAUACAGGAGCUCAAAGUUGAUCCAGCGCCGCCGCCUACAGAGGACAUUUGCACAUCCUUUAAUGAGCUACGUUCGGAUAUGGUGUUGCUCUGCGAACUGCGUACUGCGUUGUCCACAUGCAUCUACGAGAUGGAGAGCCUGAAGCAUCAGUAUGAGGCCGCUUGUCCGGGCAAGACGCUUAACAUACCGCCCUCAUUGGUGCCCAUCAAGACAGAGACGCUGGAGAAUAACGCAACUUAAUGCAGUUAAUACAGCGAACACAUUGCGUUUCCAUGAAAUCCACAACACAAUACGCACGGCGUACUAAUCAUUGUAACAAUAACAACAGCAGCAACAACAACAACAACAAUAGUCUAUGCGUAACCCGUUUUCUGUAUUCCACUCUCCAUAUUUGUAGAUGUGCGCUACUCCCAGUCUAGUUAGCUGUUAGCACGCCUCAAGAAUAAACGGAAUAAUAAUAAAUAAAAAAAAUGGAUAUACAGUCAUGUUAAAAAGUAUUGCCAGUUUAAAAAUCUCUCGAUUUAUGGCCAAUUUGAACUGAAUUGCUGACUGUAUUAUCAAUUAAAUUCAUAAUUCUCUUUUAA
Drosophila innubila is the source of this 1727-nucleotide messenger RNA. It is a transcript of the gene DMAP1, whose product is annotated as DNA methyltransferase 1-associated protein 1. Gene Ontology annotation, molecular function: transcription corepressor activity. Lineage: Eukaryota; Metazoa; Arthropoda; Insecta; Diptera; Drosophilidae. The record is from RefSeq and is a predicted model, not a curated record. Bases 82 to 1383 code for a protein of 433 amino acids. Gene Ontology annotation, cellular component: Swr1 complex; nucleus; NuA4 histone acetyltransferase complex. Gene Ontology annotation, biological process: chromatin remodeling; negative regulation of transcription by RNA polymerase II; DNA repair. The transcript has 4 exons.